Molecule: messenger RNA, 8082 nt
Organism: Astyanax mexicanus (Mexican tetra)
Lineage: Eukaryota; Metazoa; Chordata; Actinopteri; Characiformes; Acestrorhamphidae
Product: voltage-dependent T-type calcium channel subunit alpha-1I
Exons: 35
Coding region: 27-6428 (2133 amino acids)
Biological process (GO): sodium ion transmembrane transport; membrane depolarization during action potential; positive regulation of calcium ion-dependent exocytosis
Cellular component (GO): plasma membrane; neuron projection; voltage-gated calcium channel complex
Molecular function (GO): low voltage-gated calcium channel activity; voltage-gated sodium channel activity
Source: RefSeq, a predicted model, not a curated record
GCUUCACAUGGUUUGAGCGGGUCAGUAUGAUGGUGAUUAUACUGAACUGCGUGACCCUGGGGAUGUACCAGCCCUGCGAGAACAUCGACUGCUCCUCACAGCGCUGCCAGAUCCUACAGGCGUUCGAUGCGAUGAUUUACAUCUUCUUCGCUGUGGAGAUGGUGGUGAAGAUGGUUGGCCUCGGAAUCUUUGGCAGACGCUGUUAUCUUGGCGACACCUGGAACAGACUGGACUUCUUUAUCGUGAUGGCAGGGGUUGUGGAAUACUCUCUGGACCUUCAGAACAUCAAUUUCACGGCCAUCCGGACAGUCAGGGUUCUGCGACCUCUCAAAGCCAUCAACAGAGUCCCAAGUAUGCGCAUCCUGGUUAACUUGCUGCUGGACACUCUGCCCAUGCUGGGAAACGUGCUCCUGCUCUGCUUCUUCGUCUUCUUCAUCUUUGGCAUCAUCGGUGUUCAGCUGUGGGCGGGGCUUCUGCGCAACCGAUGUUACCCUGAGGAUAAUUUUACUCUCUCUUCCGGCAUGGCCCUUCCUACCCCGUACUACUCUCCGGACGAGGAAGACGAGCGACCCUUCAUCUGCUCUCUGCCGCAGGAUAACGGGAUCAUGUCCUGCAGUGAUAUUCCGGUGCGGAGGGAGGGAGGGCGGAACUGCUGCCUGGAUGUGGAAGAUGCUCUGCACUGGCAGGCUCUGGGUAUGGCUGCCGAGCCCAUUUUCAACGCCAGCGCCGGCGCUGUCCCGGGACUCUGCGUCAACUGGAACCGCUACUAUACCCGCUGCCUCACAGGCUACAAAAACCCACACAAAGGUGCCAUCAACUUUGACAACAUUGGCUACGCCUGGAUUGUGAUAUUUCAGGUCAUAACUCUGGAGGGCUGGGUGGAGAUCAUGUACUACGUGAUGGACGCUCACUCCUUCUACAACUUCAUCUAUUUCAUCUUGCUUAUCAUAGUGGGUUCCUUCUUCAUGAUCAACCUGUGCCUGGUGGUGAUUGCGACUCAGUUCUCGGAGACGAAGCAGAGGGAGCAUCAGCUGAUGCAGGAGCAGCGGGCGGCCUGUCUCUCCUCCAGCACGCUGGCCUCUCUGGCCGAGCCGGGGGACUGUUACGAGGAACUCUUCCAGCUGGCCUGCCACAUCCUCCGGAAGGCCCGCCGACGCUCCGCCGCCCUCUUCAGAGCCUUCCGGCGCCGCCCCCGUGACCUUUCACCCACCCGACCUCAGAAAAGCAGAGCCAACAUCAACGGAGGAGAGAGAGUUCAGAAACAUCAUCAAGCACCCCACUGUCCUCAUCACCAAACAUCUGACCACGCCCCUCCCGAAGGGUCCGCUGCUCUUCCCGUCACCCCCAGCUCCGAGGAAUGUCCUGACUGCACCAAGGCCCUCAUGCUCACCGACGGGGCGGGACCAGUGGGCACGUCAGCCAGUGAGGAAGCAGAGGACGGCGCGGAGCAGAAGACGGAUGAGCAGGCCGACCAAUCGGAGGAGAAGAAAGAGAAGGGGGCGUGUAAAGGGAAGUGUAAAGAGCUGUGGAUAGAGAUGAGGAUCAAACUGUGGGGAAUUGUGGAGAGCAAAUACUUCAACAGGGGGAUCAUGAUCGCUAUUCUCAUCAACACAAUCAGCAUGGGCAUCGAACAUCACGAGCAGCCAGAGGAGCUGACCAACGUUCUGGAAAUCUGCAACAUUGUGUUCACCAGCAUGUUCGCUCUGGAGAUGAUCCUGAAGCUGACGGCGUUCGGCUGCUUUAACUACCUGCGCAACCCCUACAACAUCUUUGACGGCAUCAUCGUCAUCAUCAGUGUGUGUGAGAUCGUAGGUCAGUCUGAUGGUGGUCUCUCAGUGCUGAGGACCUUCAGGCUGCUGCGUGUGUUAAAGCUGGUGCGCUUCAUGCCGGCUCUGCGGCGGCAGCUGGUGGUGCUGAUGAAGACGAUGGACAACGUGGCCACGUUCUGCAUGCUGCUCAUGCUCUUCAUCUUCAUCUUCAGUAUUCUGGGAAUGCACAUAUUCGGCUGUAAGUUCAGUCUGAAGACAGACGCCGGGGACACGGUGCCAGACAGGAAGAACUUUGACUCUCUGCUGUGGGCCAUAGUCACUGUGUUUCAGAUCCUAACUCAGGAGGACUGGAACGUGGUCCUGUAUAAUGGCAUGGCCUCCACGUCUCCUCUGGCUGCUCUCUAUUUCGUGGCUCUCAUGACGUUUGGAAACUAUGUGCUCUUCAACUUGCUGGUCGCCAUCCUGGUGGAGGGAUUCCAGGCAGAGGGUGAUGCUAAUCGCUCUUACUCAGACGAGGAUGGAUCCUCCUAUGAUGAGAGUGAGAAAUAUAAGGACUCCCUUCAGCUCUCAGAUCCCAAACUGUGUUCUUUGACACCAAACGGACAUCUGGAGCUGAGCCCUGUGGGAGGAGGAAGGAUGAGUUUUGAAGAAGAGUCCCGUAAGAGCAGCGUCACCAGUCUGGGCAAGACUAGCCUGGAGCAGCGCUCUUUUUCACUGCGGCACGGACGCAGUUCCCUCUACCGCCACUGGGGGCGCCCUCACCCUCAGUCUGUGUGGAGUCGGCGCUCCAGUUGGAACAGCGUAGGCCGUAGCUCACGUGGGCUGACCGUAGGGGGCAGUCUGAGAGUCCGUGGCCCCCAUUCCCACCCGGCUGAGCGUGAGUCCCUACUGCCCCCCCCUCCCCAGCUCUCACACCCACCCCCUCUCCUGUCCCGUCGCCUGUCCCCUCGUCGGGACCGCCGCGCUCUCUCCCUGGAAUUACCUGAGCGCUUUCAGCUUCCUGGACCCCCCCUGCAGCGCCCCCCUCUGACUAGGAUGAAGAGCUUUGGCGUGGACCACGGCUCCGGAGAGCACCAGGACUGUAAUGGGAAGACCCCCGGCCUGAGGGCCCCUCUGCUGAGUGAAGUUUACCCCCAGCUUAAUGCCCGUAAGGACAGACCCCAUCUGGACGAGGAGACUGACUAUAGCCUGUGUUUCCGGAUCCAGAAGAUGAUGGAGGUGUAUAGGCCGGACUGGUGCGAGACGAGGGAGAAUUGGUCUGUCUACUUGUUUUCCCCACAAAAUAAGUUCAGGUUGACUUGCCAGAAGAUCAUAGCACACAAGCUGUUUGACUAUGUGGUGCUGGCUUUCAUCUUCCUUAACUGCAUCACAGUGGCUCUGGAAAGACCAAAGAUUCACCAAGGCAGUUUGGAGCGAGUCUUUCUAACCAUCUCCAACUACAUCUUCACUGCCAUCUUUGUUGCUGAGAUGACGGUCAAGGUGGUAUCGAUGGGCCUGUAUCUGGGCGAGCGGGCGUACCUACGUAGCAGCUGGAACAUUCUGGACGGUUUCCUGGUCUUUGUGUCUCUGAUUGACAUUGUGGUGUCGAUGGCAGGAGGCGCAAAGAUCCUGGGAGUUCUGCGUGUUCUCAGACUGCUCAGGACACUGCGCCCUCUCAGGGUGAUCAGCCGAGCUCCUGGGCUGAAGCUGGUGGUAGAGACUCUGAUCACCUCCCUGAAGCCCAUAGGCAACAUCGUGCUCAUCUGCUGCGCUUUCUUCAUCAUCUUCGGCAUCCUCGGCGUGCAGCUCUUCAAAGGGAAGUUUUACUACUGUGUGGGCCUGGAUGUGAAGAACAUCACCAACAAGUCCGACUGUCUCUCGGCUAAAUACAAAUGGGUUCAUCACAAGUACAACUUCGACAACCUGGGGCAGGCUCUGAUGUCUCUGUUUGUGUUGGCCUCCAAAGAUGGCUGGGUCAAUAUAAUGUACCACGGGCUUGAUGCAGUGGGAAUAGACCAACAGCCGGUGAUCAACAACAACCCCUGGAUGCUGCUGUACUUCAUCUCUUUCCUCCUCAUCGUCAGCUUCUUCGUGCUGAACAUGUUCGUGGGCGUGGUGGUGGAAAACUUCCACAAGUGCCGGCAGCACCAGGAGGUGGAGGAGGCCAAGAGGAGGGAGGAGAAACGACUCCGGCGCAUGGAGAAGAAGAGGCGGAAGGCUCAGAAGUUGCCAUACUACGCCGGGUACAGCCACAUCCGUUUGAUGAUCCACUCUUUCUGUACCAGCCACUACCUGGACCUCUUCAUCACCCUCAUCAUCUGCAUCAACGUGGUCACCAUGUCGCUGGAGCACUAUGACCAGCCCAAGUCCCUGGAGACAGGUCUGAAGUACUGUAAUUACUUCUUCAGCUCCACCUUCGUGGUUGAGGCUAUGCUAAAGCUCAUUGCCUUCGGCUUCCGGCGUUUCUUCAAAGACAGGUGGAAUCAGCUAGACCUGGCUAUAGUGCUUUUAUCUGUGAUGGGCAUCACUCUCGAGGAGAUCGAGAUCAAUGCUUCCCUUCCCAUCAACCCCACCAUCAUACGGAUCAUGCGGGUCCUUCGAAUCGCUCGGGUGCUGAAACUGCUGAAGAUGGCCACAGGGAUGCGGGCUUUGCUGGACACUGUAGUUCAAGCUUUACCUCAGGUGGGGAAUCUGGGUCUGCUGUUUAUGCUGCUGUUCUUCAUCUACGCUGCUCUGGGCGUGGAGCUGUUUGGAGAGCUGGUGUGUAACGCGGAUCACCCAUGCGAAGGGAUGAGUCGACACGCUACAUUCGAGAACUUCGGCAUGGCCUUCCUGACGCUGUUCCAGGUUUCUACUGGUGACAACUGGAACGGGAUUAUGAAGGACACCUUGCGUGAGUGCCCCCAUGGCAACAACCACUCCUGUAAUGCCAGCUUGCAGUUCAUCUCCCCCAUGUACUUCGUCAGCUUCGUGCUGACCGCCCAGUUCGUGCUCAUCAACGUGGUGGUGGCCGUAUUGAUGAAGCACCUGGACGACUCCAAUAAAGAGGCUCAGGAGGAUGCAGAAAUGGAUGCGGAGAUCGAGCUGGAGCUGGCGCAGGGUGGGCUGUGCUGCCUUGGGGGGCUGGCGGCUGCGGCCGGACCUGGGCUGGGCGUCACGAGCGGAGGAGGAGGAGGCGGUGGAAGCAGUGGAGUCCACGAGAAGCCGGUUGAGUGCGGAGGAAGACAGGCAGCCAUGGUGGGGGCUCAUGUCCAUGCCAGCCAAAGCGGAUACACACCUCAAAGAGGGGGCCAUGAAUCGCAUAACCAUAGGAAGCUGUACUCACCUGCACAGGAGAAUCUAUGGCUAGACAGUGUGUCUUUGCUAAUUAAGGAUUCUCUGGAAGGAGAGAUGCAGAUGAUUGAUAACCUAUCAGGAUCUGUCUUUCAUCAUUAUUCCUCACCUGCUGUGUGCCGAGACUGCAAGUGCCAUCCAGCAGAGAUCCAGUUGGCUGAAGUGGAGCAGGCCUCCCUAAUGUCAGAGCAGCUUUCAGACAAGUCGUCUUCACCAGUGCUGCCUGACGAUCUCAGCCUUGAUGACCACAGUGUUUAUCAGCUCCUCGUUAGAGACUGCAAGGAGGACAGAGGAAGCAGCGGUUCCCAAAGUUUAGAGGAGCUUCAGACUGCAGCAGGGGAAUGCAGAAGGUCCUGUAUUCACAGCAGAGACCCCAGCUUCGGCAGUGAGGGUAGAGACGGGUCGCUCGAGCUGGGCCUUCAGGAACAGACUGAACCAGCUUCCUCUUCUUCUUCUUCUCAGCACAUGCCGUCACAAAGUCAAGAUGGCGAGCGGUGCAGCAGUAGCAGCAGAGGGGAUGGGAGGGCGUCCUCGCCUCUCUUUCAUCUCCCGGCAGAGUUCUUCCACCCAGCCACGGCCGUUCCCCAGGGGAGCCCGGCAGCAGGGGUGGCCCUGGCAGGCCGAGCAGGCUCCAGGCUCAACUCGCCGGCGUCCUGGGCUUCGCUCCGCUCCCCCGGGGCCAACACCAGGGCCGUGGGCCAACAGCCUCCGUCCCACAGCGAGUCCUCCCUGGCCAUGGGCAGUUCUGAAGGUAGCCUACAAACCGCUCUGGAGAAAGGCCUAAGCUUCAAUGUAUCUUCUCCACAGGACCUUACUUUACCCCUACCUCUGGUUAGCCCUCUGCCGGACAACACCCUCCCUUCCCCGGACCUCAGCCAGAGACUACGCCCGGCUCAGACUGGCUUCAGUCUCCAGGCCACCAGGGGGCGCCAGAGGAGCCAAAGCAGCUGUGGAGGCAGCACCAGCCCCAGCUGCAACAGGCAGGACUCCAUGGACCCUUCGGACGAGGACACGGGCAUUGGGAUCGGGGAAGGGUCGAGUCUGGCGUUCAACAGCGAACAUUUAUCGGAAACUCUCAGCAGCCUGUCGUUAACCUCCCUCCUCACGCCCGGCUCGCUUGUGCCGCCACUGGUCAAAAAGUGCAACAGCACCGGGAGCUUAGAACAGGGCAACCUUUCGGUGCGGAAUAAAGAUGGCCGGCAGUUUUACGGCAUGGACCAGCAUCAGUAUCUCUCUAACCCUUGGACGGAAGAGAAAGGUGGAGGGGCAGGGGAAAAGGGGAUGAUGGGAUUGGGAUUAAAAAGUUCCAGCCAAACGAUGGACGCUGGAUUGCGCAAGAACAGAUGAAACUCGCCCCUUGUUUGUCUAUUUUGUUUGUCGUCUCGCUUGCACUCCUCUCCAGAGCGAGAGAGAUCUUGAUCUGACCUGUUCUACGAACUCGACCCUCUCUCAGUCUUUAAUUUGUAACACAUCCGUGUUUUGUGUAGCCUUGACUAACAGGUGAAGCUCACAGGAACGGGAUGACAGGACGUCGACGAGGUUCGGGGCACGGCGGAGUCGGAAUUCUUAAGUUCGAGGCACAUUCUUGCAGGCAUUCUUGGAGGAUCCUGGGGUUUGCUGACUCAGGAUAUCCUAAAUAAUAAAGAACCAGUGGAAUACAAUGAGAAAAAAGAAAACCAAUGAAGAACCAGUAGAUUGUAGAUGGUCGAUACCUAGAUUAGCUGUGAGGAAAAAGCCCCAAAUGCUGCACAUGCUGCACAUGAACUAAAUCUGUGUUGGGAAUCUGCUAUUGAAUGAAAUGUGGAUGUGAGAGAGUUGAUCUUUUUUGCAAUGAAACCCAGCCUGCCUUGAUAUCUUACAUGCAAACAGGUGAUGUUUCAGGAAAGAAGCUUUGGGGCGAGGCUUUUGAUGUGGGACUUUUGAUGUGAGGCAUCUGGGGUUUCACGCACACAGACAGCAAAGGUAGCAAAGGAUCAGACUCCCUUAGUAAAAAUCGUAAAUCAAAGAAUGGUGAUAGGUUCUUUUUUAAAUGUGACCCUAAAUAUUAGAUUUGUGUGCAGGUAUAUGUGAACUGUCUCCAUUUGAGAAGUUAGGUACACUUAAAAAAUUGAAAAAAGAGGGCUAAUAAUUUUAAACGAUAAUACUGUAGCAAGAUAUUUGGUUUAGUUUUUUUGAAGAAAUAUCUAGGUAGUACUUUCUAUGAGUUCUGCAACAAAAAGAGAGAGGGGGUGUUUGGUUCAAUGUUUCUGGACAUAGGAAAUAUUUAGAGAAAAAAAAUGAAAUGGGUAAAAUAUGGACAGCAGCUAAACUGAAAAAAGAUCAGCAGAACUGAAGAUUGUCUCUACAAUUGCACCUCCUGGUUGAAAAAAAAUGGCUUUCCAUUUUGAGGGUUUUUUGGAGAAGGCGGGAGAGCUGAUGUUGGAACAUGAUAUUCUACCAUAAAGAUGUCAAAAAAAAAAUCAACGAAGAACUUUAUUCCUUUAUUUUUACAAGAGAAGUAGUAGAAAUCUAAUUUUCUUUAACCAAACGUUUCGUGUUGCAGCUCUGUUCAUUUCUCACAACCAUUCGCUACCAUUUUACACUUUCGACAGGAAACGGGUGAAUUCUAUUUAAGUAUGAGAAAUGCUGUUUUUGGUUUCUCUUGCAGGUUCCUUUGGUUGAGAAAGUGAACAACUUGUAGAACAUCUUGAAAUAAUUCAGGGGUCAAAACAAAUGCUUUUUUUUUUCAGGAAUUGAUUAUAAUAUGCUUCUAAUUCAGAUUGCAUGUGUGCAUUUUUAUGAUUAUUUUUCUUCGUUCAUAGCUUAUCCUCGUGUUGAGAUGUAGCUCUAGCUGCUAGGAGCCUAUUAUUUUGCAUGAUGCUAUUAUACACUUUGUUCCCUUUUUUAAUUUGAGUCUUUUGUCAUUCUGCUCAAAAGAAAACAAGGAAUCAUCGAUACAUCAUUGCAAAAAUUGACACAAUUCUGGACAAAAUUAGCUGUCAAAUAAAUAGGAUUGACUCAC